UUGUCUCUGCGUCUUGCUGUUUCGUCAAAUCAAUCUCUAGAAAUCCAAAUACAAUAAAGUCAAAAAGAGAGAAGAAAAAGUAGUGAUUGAUGAGAACCGAUCAAGGAGCAGUAGUGAUGUUGGAUGAUGAUGCUUCCAACAAGAACACUGGUAACCCAUGUUGUGUGGUUUCUUCUUCUUCUUCUGAUCAUUUCCUCACUUCUUCUGAAAAUGGGGUCACCACCACAAACACAUCCACUCAGAAGAGGAAAAGAAGACCUGCUGGUACACCAGAUCCAGAUGCAGAAGUUGUGUCUUUGUCACCAAGAACUCUUCUUGAAUCAGACAGAUACAUAUGUGAGAUCUGUAACCAAGGGUUUCAAAGGGAUCAGAAUCUCCAGAUGCAUCGAAGACGUCACAAGGUUCCAUGGAAACUUCUGAAGAGAGACAACAACAUAGAAGUGAAGAAACGAGUCUAUGUUUGCCCUGAACCUACUUGUCUUCACCACGCUCCAUGUCAUGCUCUUGGUGAUCUUGUUGGAAUCAAAAAACAUUUCAGACGAAAGCACAGUAACCAUAAGCAAUGGGUCUGUGAGAGAUGCUCUAAAGGUUAUGCUGUUCAAUCAGAUUACAAAGCUCAUCUUAAAACUUGUGGCACUAGAGGCCAUUCUUGUGACUGUGGUCGCGUCUUCUCCAGGGUGGAGAGUUUUAUUGAACAUCAAGAUAACUGCUCCGUACGAAAGGUUAACCGUGAACCACCGCGGCCGCCACAACCCGUCGUUACUGUCCCGGCCUGCUCCUCUAGAACCGCCUCAACCGCAAGCACUCCAUUUAGUGAAGCGAAUAAUUGUGGUGCGGUUGCGGUUGCGACUACUAUACCUCUAGAAGGGCGUCCAGUUAAUAUGAGAAACCCAUCUCUUACACCUUCGAGUCUCAACCUCGAACUCCAGCUUCUUCCAUUAACAUCGAACCAAAACCCUAAUCAAGAAAACCAACAACACAAAGUUAAAGAACCAUCUUAUCAUCAAAAUCAUGAUACCACAAACCUAGACCUCUCCAUUGCACCAUCAUCAUCAUAUCAUCAUGAUUACAACAACUUUGAUCGCAUCAAAGAAAUAAUGGCGACCGAACAGCUCAUGAAGAUAGCGAUGAAGGAGAAAGCUUACGCGGAGGAAGCUAAAAGAGAAGCGAAGAGGCAACGAGAGAUGGCGGAAAACGAGUUUGUGAAUGCUAAGAAGAUAAGGCAACAAGCACAAGCGGAGCUUGAGAGAGCUAAGCUUUUAAAGGAACAAUCUAUGAAGAAGAUAAGUUCAACGAUUAUGCAAGUUACUUGUCAAACUUGUAAAGGACAGUUUCAAGCUGUUGCCGUUCCCGCGGCCGCGGACGAGACAUCUCUUGUGGUGAGUUACAUGUCAUCAGCGAAUACUGACGACGGAGAGGGAUCAUGAUAGAGUUUGAAAAAAGGGUUUAAAUAUGUUAGAUUCGGGUUUAUUAUGGGCUUCCAACUUAAAACCAAUUGGUGAUUAGUGGAUUGGCUCCAACCCUUUAUAUAGUAGUAGAUUACUUUUUAUAUUUCCGAUGUGGGAUGUUUCUCAUCAAUACCCUCCCUCACGCUCAGACAUCUAGGUCUGAAGCGUGGACAAUGUGGGAAUAACAUCCACAGAGGGCCCAACAUCGGUAUAGUAGUAGUAGUUGUAGUAAAUUAGGUCAAAGGAUCUUAUCGCUCUGAUACCAUGUUAAAUUCGGGUUUAUUAUGGGCUUCCAACUUAAAACCAAUUGGUGAUUAGUGGAUUGGCUCCAACCCUUUAUAUAGUAGUAGAUUACUUUUUAUAUUUCCGAUGUGGGAUGUUUCUCAUCAAUAA
Molecule: messenger RNA, 1841 nt
Organism: Eruca vesicaria subsp. sativa (arugula)
Lineage: Eukaryota; Viridiplantae; Streptophyta; Magnoliopsida; Brassicales; Brassicaceae
Source: the annotation of a GenBank genome assembly